UCAAUUGGUCAGAAGAAGUCGAAAGGCCAGCUGUUUGUUCCACAUGGAACACUGACGUGUAUCGAACAAAAAUUCAAUUAUAACUGGUUUCUGUUCCAAUUGGAAUUAUAUAGUUGCAAAUCAAACGAUCUGUUUUUUGCAUAAUUUGCAAACAUGAAGUUACAUCUUGCUUUGGCAAUUCCAUUUCUGCUGCUAGCAUUGAAUAAAUAUGCUAGUGGUCUGGCAGUGAUGUCGAUAGAUUUUGGAUCAGAAUGGAUGAAAAUCGGAAUUGUUUCACCUGGUGUACCAAUGGAAAUUGCACUCAAUAAGGAAUCAAAACGUAAAUCUCCUGCAGUCCUGAGUUUAAGAGAUGAUGUCCGCAAUAUUGGGGAGGAUGCUCAAACUGUGGGUAUUAGAUUUCCCAAAAGUGCAUACUUUUAUUUAUUAGAAUUGCUUGGCAAAAACAUUAACCAUCCAAUUGUUGAAUUGUACAAAAGUCGUUUUCCAUAUUAUGAAAUUGUGGCUGAUGAAGAGAGAGGCACAAUUUUGUUGAAGCAUGAUGAUGAUGUGUUCUAUAGUCCUGAGGAAUUGAUUGCACAGCUGCUGCACAAAGCCAAGGAAAUUGCUGAGCAAAAUGCAAGACAGCCAAUCAAGGAAUGUGUCAUAACUGUUCCUGCAUAUUUCAACCAAGUUGAGAGGAAAGCUUUGCUCCAAGCAGCCCAGCUUGCUGACAUUAAGGUCUUGCAACUGAUGAACGACCAUAUGGCCGUUGCUCUGAAUUAUGGUAUUUUCCACACAAAGGACUUCAAUGAAACUGCCCAAUAUGUGAUGUUCUUUGAUAUGGGAGCGAGUUCCACCACCGUUAGUAUUGUUAGCAUGCAAAAUGUUAAAGUUAAGGAGCGCGGUUACACCGAGACCCAUCCUCAAAUUUCUGUCGUUGGUUUAGGAUAUGACAGAACCUUGGGUGGAUUAGAACUGCAGAUCAGACUUAGGGAUUAUUUGGCGAAGAAGUUCAAUGCAGUUAAAAAAACUAAAAAUGAUGUGUUCGAUAACCACAGAUCUAUGGCGAAAUUGUUCAAGGAAGCUGGAAGAGUAAAGAACAUCCUAUCUGCCAAUCCUGAUCACUAUGCCCAAAUUGAGGGUUUAUUAGAUGAUGAAGAUUUCAGAGUGCAAGUAACCAGAGAAGAUUUCGAAGAUUUGGCUGGUGAUUUCUUUGAUAGGGUCGCUAAACCUGUUGAACAGGCUUUAGCUAGUUCAGGUAUCGCCCUGGAAUUUAUCAAUCAAGUGGUUUUAGUUGGUGCCGGCACUCGAGUACCAAAAGUGCAAGAAAAAUUACAAGAAGUAGUCAAAAUGGAUUUGGCUAAGAAUUUGAAUACCGAUGAAGCUGCAACCAUGGGUGCCGUUUAUAAAGCAGCAGAUUUAAGCACAGGUUUCCAAGUAAAGAAAUUUAUCACCAAAGACGCUGUCAUUUUCCCACUUCAAGUGUUCUUUGAGAGAGGCGAAAAUAACGGUUUAGGCAAGAGAACUCUGUUCGGCUUGAUGAAUUUCUACCCACAGAAGAAAACUGUUACCUUCAGUAAACAUUCUGAAGACUUCUCUAUAACACUGAAUUAUGCACAAUUGGAACACUUGUCAUCGGUGGAAAUUGGUAAUUUAGGCAGUUUGAACUUGACAGAAUUCGAUUUGAAAGGAGUACAAGAAGCUAUGUCCAAAAAUGUUGGGGAUAACAUUCAAAACAAGGGAGUUAAAGUACAGUUCGGUAUGGACGAAUCAGGUAUUUUGAGUCUAACCAAUGUGGAAGCCAGUUUCGAAAAAUCGGUUACGGAUGAAGACGAUGAAGGAACUUUAUCAAAAUUAGGAAGCACAAUUAGUAAAUUAUUCAGCAGAGACGAAGAAGAGAAACCUGUUCAGGAAGAUCCCGAAGUUGAACAAAAGGUCGAAAAUAAAACUCAAGAAGCUAACAAAACUGCCGAAGCUCAACCAAAAGAAGUUAAACCAAAAGUCAUCAAUGUUAAAGAACCUUUGCAAGCAAUUGAGAAGAUCUUGACCAUUAAGAGAUUGAAUAAACAGCAGAUUGAAGACGCUACAAACAAAUUAGAGAAGCUUAACAAAAUCGAUCAACAGUUGUACAGACGAGCGAGUGCCUUAAAUAGUUUGGAAAGUUUUGUUAUCGACGUGCAAAAUAAAUUGUAUGAAGAUGAGUAUUCCGACUGUGUAUUACCCGAAGAUAAAGAAAAAAUUAUCACUGCUUGCUCCGAAACAUCCGAUUGGCUCUAUGAAGAUGGAGCUGACGCAGACGCUUUAACUUAUGAAACUAAAUUAGCGGGAUUAAAAACUCUUACUUCGGAUUUAUUCAAAAGAGUAUUCGAACACUCGGAAAGACCUCAAGCUGUACUCGCCCUUCGCGAAAUGCUCAAUGCUUCUACACAUUUCAUGGUCGCUUCUCGAAAUUUAACGAAAGAAAAGAAUCCGGAAAAAGAUGUUUACACAGAAACUGAAAUCGAAACGUUGGCAAAAUUAAUUAAAAAUACCGAAGAAUGGUUAGUGAAACAAAUCGCAGAGCAAGAUAAGUUGAAGAAACACGAUAAUGUUGUAUUGUCGGUAAAGAUUUUGGCUGACAAAAUGCAAGAGCUUGAUAGGGAGGUAAAAUAUUUAGUGAACAAAUUGAAGAUGUGGAGACCUAAAAAGGUUGAGAAACCUGUAGUUGAAGAAAAUAAUGAGACUAAAGAAGAGCCAUCAACUACUUCUACCAAAGGUGAAGAGAAGGAGGAGGAAGCUGCUGAAAGCACAAAUAAAGGAGAAGAGACAGAAGAGAAGGUGACGCCAACUGCAAGCUCAGAUGAAGAAAAACAUUCAGAGUUAUAAAUUGAAUCAUUUAAAACUAGUGUAAUUUAAAGACUUUAAAAGCAACCGAUCCCCGUUUCCUUCUUUCGGGACAACUCUACAGUUAUGUUUUCGUUUUACUUAAAAUCGCAUUCUUUGUUCGUUGUGAUACUUAAAUAAUUCCAGUUUUUUUUUUCAUCUCCAUGUGAACUAUGAAAUUAGUUGCAACAUUUAGUAUUUAAUUAUUUAAUUUGUUAUUGUAAUAUUGUGGAAAACAUUG
This is a messenger RNA of Nicrophorus vespilloides, 3082 nucleotides long. RefSeq names its product hypoxia up-regulated protein 1. The record is from RefSeq and is a predicted model, not a curated record. Gene Ontology annotation, biological process: endoplasmic reticulum unfolded protein response; cellular response to hypoxia; negative regulation of hypoxia-induced intrinsic apoptotic signaling pathway. NCBI's taxonomy places the organism in Eukaryota, Metazoa, Arthropoda, Insecta, Coleoptera, Silphidae. The coding region runs from base 154 to 2844 and encodes 896 amino acids. Gene Ontology annotation, cellular component: endoplasmic reticulum chaperone complex. The transcript has 2 exons. Gene Ontology annotation, molecular function: ATP binding; ATP-dependent protein folding chaperone.